This is a messenger RNA of Coniophora puteana RWD-64-598 SS2, 429 nucleotides long. RefSeq lists its product as uncharacterized. NCBI's taxonomy places the organism in Eukaryota, Fungi, Basidiomycota, Agaricomycetes, Boletales, Coniophoraceae. The record is from RefSeq and is a predicted model, not a curated record. The transcript has 10 exons. The coding region runs from base 1 to 429 and encodes 142 amino acids.
AUGUUCGAUCUACGCCAUGCAAGAUUUGACGGUGAAGCGCCGGACACAUAUGGUAUGAUGGUCGAGGAUAAGCGUGACUUCCUGGCUAUUAUGUAUGUCAUAUUCGCGGGGUUCAGCAUCUUGGUGUGGGACCAUAUGAUCACGUUUGGAGAUGAAGUCAAGCUCAUAUGGAGGCAGAAAAAGACGUUUAUCGUAUACAUCUUCCUGUUGAACCGCUAUAUCGUACCGCUGAGCUUUGUCGUAUGCUUUUAUGCCUAUCUCUCGCCGACGUUUACAUACACCGACCACCCGUCCAUCGUAUACCUUAAUGGGUCGAUCCUUCUGGCGUGGGUCGCCGUCACAGCCGUAGCAAUCUCUCAAGGUUAUCCGGCUCCACAUACGCCAGCAGUGCACGCAUGUACUGAGCUAGUCCGUGACAUCCUCCCGUGA